CAGGAGGAGGGGCGGACGGGGCGGAACAAGGAAUUGAAUGGUGGAAAGGAAAGUCAGUCAGGAGCUGCGUCCUGCCUACUGAGAUUGGCGGUAACCUAGCAACGCAGGUACCCGCCGAGGUAACAGUUGAGAAACCAGGAGCCCUCGGAGCUGGGUUGCCAGAGACAUUAAAGCAGGAGACCUACGUAGUCUACCAAAGUCUCACUCUCCCAGAGUGUACAAAGGUGAAGAAGAAGACUGCUCAUAGAUGGCUUUAGAUGUCCUCACUGUGGCCCACAUCAACAGGAUAAAGCUGAUGGCAGAGCCAUCCAAAAAGCCACCCUCCCCACUAAACCCCUUGGUCCCAUCCAAGACCAAACUCACCACCACCGAGGCCAAGAAGAUCAUGUCCGUGCUGGACGAGACCAUCCACAAGGUGGAGUUGGCGACCCUGCUGUCAUAUGUAGCGUCCAAUCAGGAGGCCCUGGAGGGGAUGUUGGGAGAGGACAUCAUGAAGGCAGUGAGAGAGCACGAGGCUCUCUGCCAGAUCCUCUUGGACAAUGUCAAUUCCCUGCAGGAUGAAGAAAGAUGGCUACAGGAGGAAGAAGAGUUUGAGGAGGGAGGGUGGUUCAGAGACCACCUCUUCUCCGUGGAACUACAGAAACCCAACCUCCUGCCACUUAUGCAACAGAUCAGAGAAUCCACCAAGAACUCCCUGAGGCUCUUGCUCAAUAACCCGCAGGCUGCUAGUCUCUUGCAGAUGCAGACACAAGGCAGAAGUGCAGAAGCCCAAAGAUUUAUUGAUAGCCUGAUGGAACUCCAGGGUUUCCUCUUUGAGAAGCUACUCACCAGUCCCAUGGAAGCCAGAGACAGGGCUCAGUUCAUGCAGGAUAUCAGUAAACGGAUUAGGAGGAACCAAGAAGUCACUGAUGCUCUUGAAAGUGAAUUAGCAGUGAACAUAAGGAACAGGGAUAUAGAGGUGGAAAAAGAGAACUUUGUGAUUCAAGAACUGAAGAACCACCUGCACCAGUUGCUCAAGUUCUCAGAGAAAAGCCUCCUUCACACUAAGCGGGAGGCUGAAAGGCAGCAGAAGGCUGACUUCCGGGCCUCACAGGCCAGGGUGGCCAAGAUGCAGCAGGAGGUCCAGCUGCUGCGCUCACAGUUCCACAGCUUGGUCAUGGAGAACUGGGAGGCGGAGCAGGCACUGAGGAAGAAAAAGUAUAAAGUGGAGACGGAAAUUGAGAACUGGAUCCAGAAAUAUGAUACGGACAUGGGUGAAAAGCAGGAUGAGUACGAGGAGCUAGACGUUAUCCAUAAGGAGGAGAAGGCCCAGCUGGAGGAGCUGAAGCAGAGGCAUGACAUGCUGGCAGAAGAGUUCGCCCAGAUCUGGGCAGAGCAGGAGAUCAACUCCAAGAAGAGGAUGGAGGCUGAGCAAGAGAUGGUGCGCAUGGUGAGGGCUGCCACGCUCAUCCAGUCUGUAUGGAAGGGCUACCUGGUCCGCUCCAUGCUCAAGUCUAAGAAGAAGAAGCGGAGCAAGACUAAGGAUAAAGGCAAGGGCAAGGGCAGGGGCAAGAAAUGAGCCCUUCCCGAGAGCCCCACUCCUGUCCCUGUGCAUUCAGCACUCCCCUCACCUCCCAGAGAGCAGGCCAGGCAGCCACUGGGAUAGGGAGUCCUGCAGUUCAUGGCUUUAACGAUUGUUCUCAAUGAAUAAGCAAUUUAAACCACAUCCCACAAAUAAAUCUCAUUUUACCCAGG
Messenger RNA from Manis pentadactyla (Chinese pangolin), 1734 nucleotides. It is a transcript of the gene DRC10, whose product is annotated as IQ motif containing D. NCBI's taxonomy places the organism in Eukaryota, Metazoa, Chordata, Mammalia, Pholidota, Manidae. The record is from RefSeq and is a predicted model, not a curated record. Gene Ontology annotation, molecular function: protein binding.